UUUUACCCAUCGCAUCUAUGUCAAAGAGAUACUAAUGACAUUUUGCGAAGAUGUUAUUUAUAAAUUUGGUUAAAAAUAUAAAAGCCUAGAAACGGAAAAUAGAAUAGUAUCUAAUCGGCAUAAAUCUCGCUUGAGGCUUAACGUUUCGUUUGAUUUGAAUAACACGAUUAUUGUAAUCAUUUAACAUUUUGUUGUUUAUUGCAUUUUUACCCUUGAUCAAACGUACGUGCAGAUUCUUAUAUUCAUUAUGGUGACCGGGGUGAACUAAGCGCGUGCGAAAAUUUAUUGAAAUUAUUCAGUGCAUUACUAAGUAAGACAAUUGAUUUCAAAGACCAAAUAUACAGAUAAUAAUAAAUAUCAGUUUUUAGAAAAAUGGUGGCAUUUAUUCAGUCUGUGGAAGAAUUUGAAAAAUGUUUGAGUGAGCAAGUUUCUGUGGUGUUAUUUAGCGAUGACUUUGCUGAGCAAUGCAAAGUUAUUAAAGAAGGAUUAGUCGAAUUAUCCAAAAGAAAAGAACUGUCGAAUGUGAAGUUCUUUGAACUACAUGCAGAAUCAUUAGCAAAAAUAUCUUUGCAAUAUAAAGUAGAUGCUGUACCUACCACAUUAAUCUUCAAAAAUAAACAACAAAUUGACCGAGUCGAUGGUGCAAAUAUUGCUGAGGUUAGCACAAAGGUACUUAAGCAUGGAAGUUCAUUGGGGACAGGAGGAGGUGGUGAAGAUAUUGAGAAAAGGCUUAAAUCAUUAAUAAACCAACAUAAAGUAAUGGUGUUUAUGAAAGGCGAUAGGACCACACCAAGGUGUGGUUUUAGCAAAACUCUAAUUGGAAUAAUGAAUGAUUCAGGAGUGGAAUAUGGAACUUUUGAUAUAUUAACUGAUGAGGUUGUUAGACAGGAACUGAAGACUUUCUCAGACUGGCCUACAUAUCCUCAACUUUAUGUCAAUGGGGAACUUAUUGGGGGCUUAGAUAUUGUGAAAGAGCUGGUUCAGAACAAUGAAUUCAAAGAUGUUUUGAAAGGAUAAAGCAGAAUUUAUAGUUAUCGUU
Ctenocephalides felis (cat flea) is the source of this 1039-nucleotide messenger RNA. Its product is annotated as glutaredoxin 3-like. NCBI's taxonomy places the organism in Eukaryota, Metazoa, Arthropoda, Insecta, Siphonaptera, Pulicidae. The transcript has 2 exons. The record is from RefSeq and is a predicted model, not a curated record. Bases 373 to 1017 code for a protein of 214 amino acids.